AUGGAGUACCACGCCGUGCCGCCCGAGGAGCGCGCAAGAGAUGAGAACGGCAACCUCCUUCCUUGGGGCUAUGUUUACAAAGAUGAAUCUCGCAAUCCCCGCCGACCACCAGAGGAAUCCGGACCCUUUGGCAAGAGGAGGAAUGCCCGAUACGAAGCCCGAUCGCGAACACGCACCGGCACCCCAGCGAAGCGCGAGAACCCCAAUGUCGCCGAAUUUGGCCGUCUCUUUGCCCAACAGCAAGAAGAAGAACGGCCAGUCGGUCUACCCAAAUCUUCCUCCUCCGGCAGCCUCGACGGCGGGCGCAAGCAAACCGAAAAGGUGGCGACCGAGUGCAUCCUCUACGGGUACAAGGCGAAGGACGGGGAGUGGAAGGUGAUUGAUAAAUACGAACGUAUCUCGCAGGGUAUGAUCUGUGAGGACUACCCGCGCAGCGAUCCCAACUCUGCGAGCCAGUAUGGCCAGCUGCUCAGCGGCGGCGACGUCGUUAUUCGCGCGAACCUCUCCGCCGAUGCGAACCGCAAGUCUAAACGCUACGCUGGUGGGUAUCACUGGAUCAAGGUUACUUUCGACUCGACGCAGGCCGCCGAUCGGGCCUGCUUCUACUCGCCGCAGGAAGUGGACGGGCACCUGGUCUUUUGCGAGCUGUACAAUGGCCAUGGACCUGCCGAGGACAGCGCCAUCCCUACCGACUCUGCAGCUGGAGCCAAGCUGCGCAAUAAAUCCACGCGCACCCUGACAUCCACACACUCAUCCGCAUUCCUCUCUGGCGCCAGCAUGGACGCCCAACCAUCCUCCUUCACUCUACCGCGGUCCUUUGGAAUGAAUAACCUCUCCAGCGUGGCUGAGCCCGAAAAAGAGCCUUCGUUCGACUCGUCGACUACAACUGCUACCUCCGGCACCGCGACCGCGACGGGGGUAUCUACCAGCUUUGCAUCGUCGGUACACCAGCGCAGCACGGCUGGCGCUGAACCCAAGCCCGACUCCGAUUUUAUGACGCACAUCCCUACCGUUCGCCGGACGAAGCUACGCCCGCUGACCGAAGCGCUCCCACCCGGACCUACGAUGACCGAGCGCGUACUGCGAUCGAUUCCUAUAUUGAGUUGGUUCACGGGCGAUAUCGUGGGCGAUGGCCCGCAGUUGAAGGAGGACGGGACUUUUGAUCAUGACAAGUCUGGAGUGUAUUGGCGGUUUUGGUGGAUGUUGGAUCAGUUGCUGGGUACGGAUGUGUGUGGACUGAGAGAGGACUCUUGA
This is a messenger RNA of Penicillium cataractarum, 1254 nucleotides long. RefSeq lists its product as uncharacterized. The record is from RefSeq and is a predicted model, not a curated record. NCBI's taxonomy places the organism in Eukaryota, Fungi, Ascomycota, Eurotiomycetes, Eurotiales, Aspergillaceae. The coding region runs from base 1 to 1254 and encodes 417 amino acids. The transcript has 2 exons.